AAAGUGGCCUAUUGUGGAGAGCUUAAUCGGGUUAUUAGAUUAGCCAUGUGCUAAAACUCCCUUACGCACAUGGUUGAAAUUGAAACGGAAUUGAUGUCGUCGGCGGGUACGGACGACGACAGUUUCUUCCCGUUCGACCGUUUGUUACAGCAGAAGCCCCACCUCUCUCAUCAAACCACCGCAGCCGUCGUUAUCUUACGCUCAUGAAACUACUUUGCCCCCUUCAUUUAACCCUAACUUACUUUUCCAAAUCUGAUUCGCUUUACUCACCCAAUCAACUUUUUCCCAUGAUUUUAAGUGAUCGAUUCCAUACGCAUGUUUGGUGUCGCUUCAAAACCCCGUUUCUCGCCCCUAAAUUUCGAUUUAUUUACCCUAGGGUUUCGAUCCGGUUCGCCGAGGUUUUUGUCUCUUCGGGGUGAUUCCGGAGGUGAGGAAAUGGAAUUUGUUCGGAAAUUGGGGGGAAGGUGUUGUUUUGUUCAGUCGAGGAAGAAGAACCAUAAAGUGGAAGUGAUCGAGUCCGAUAAUAAUGUUGCUAGCGGUGAAGAUGUUUUUGACGCGGUGUCUGCCGGAGCCAUGGUUCCACCUGAUCACCUUGUAAUCAUGGUUAAUGGGAUCAUUGGCAGUGCUGCAGAUUGGAGAUAUGCUGCUAAGCAGUUUCUCGAUAGGCUUCCUGAUAAAGUUAUUGUUCACUGCAGUGAAUGCAAUUGUUCAACCUUGACUUUUGAUGGUGUUGACCGAAUGGGUGAAAGGUUAGCUGAAGAGGUAAUAGAAGUUGCCAAAAGGUGGCCUGAAGUGUCCAAAAUCUCAUUUGUAUCACAUUCAUUAGGUGGUUUAGUCGCCCGAUAUGCAAUUGGAAUUCUUUAUGAAAAAAAUUCACAACAAAAACAGUUUUCAGAAUCUAAAAUUGCCACUUUGCAACCAAUCAACUUCAUUACAGUUGCAACUCCACAUCUUGGUUCUAGAGGACAUAAACAGCUUCCUUUACUUUGUGGUCUUCCGUUUCUUGAAAAACGGGCCCCACAAACAGCUCAUUGGUUAGUUGGGAGAUCAGGUAAGCAUCUUUUUCUUACGGACAAUGAUGUUGAGGGACAGCCACUUCUCCUUCGAAUGGUUUAUGACUCUGAAGACAUGAAGUUCAUGUCUGCGUUAAGAUCUUUCAAGAGACGUGUGGCUUAUGCUAAUGCCAACUAUGAUCACGUGGUUGGGUGGAACACAUCAUCAAUUCGUCGACAACAUGAACUUCCAAAGCCAAACCUUCUUGUAAAGGAUAAGAAGUAUCCACACAUUGUUUAUGUUCAGCCUGAAUCUGAUGACAUCAUCAAGAAUGAAGGGACAUCUUCUGUAGGUGUACCUCAAACUUUAGAAGAGGAGAUGCUUCGAGGUCUUACUCAAGUACCUUGGGAACGUGUUGAUGUUAGCUUCCAUAAAAGCACACAACGAUAUAUUGCACAUAGUACUAUUCAGGUGAAAAGCUACUGGUUAAAUUCAGAUGGAGCAGAUGUGGUUCUUCAUAUGAUUGAUAAUUUUGUUCUUUAGCAUACGGUUUAUCCCUUUUAGUACUAUUUUAAAAAGGGCAUUUAUGUCUUUUUGUGUAGAGUUGUUUAAUGAUCGAUUUUGUAAUUACUCAUAUAACUAGACUAAGGGGCUGUUUGGUAGAAACUAAAUGGUCUAAUUAAAAAGUAUUAAACACACCUCCUAAGAUCCUUGACUUUUAUUUGUAAGU
This is a messenger RNA of Lactuca virosa, 1723 nucleotides long. The record is from the annotation of a GenBank genome assembly. NCBI's taxonomy places the organism in Eukaryota, Viridiplantae, Streptophyta, Magnoliopsida, Asterales, Asteraceae.